AUGACAACGGAGCCCUCGCCCCGCCGCGCUAGGGUUGGCGAGCCGGCGGCGGACCCGCUGACGUCCCUCCCGCCGCCCCUGCUCGACGCCAUCCUCACCCGCCUCGACCUCCCCGACGCGGUCCGUACCUCCGCCUUCUCUCGCGCCUGGCGCCGCCGGUGGGAGGCCCUCCCCUACCUCUGCCUCUCCUUCGUCGACAACCCCGGCACGGCCCCCUUGGCUGUCGACCGCGUUCUCGCUCGCUACCCCGGCCGCAUCUCCAACUUCUCCUUCCACGUCGACGAGCACUCCUUCGGCCGCGUCGAUGACUGGCUCGUCGCCCUCUGCGACCGCGGCGUCAAGUCCAUCAACCUCCGAUGCGCCUCCCCCUUCAUCCUCCACUCCUCCCUCUUCUUAUGCGCCCAACUCACGCACCUGAAGCUGUGCCAUUGCGGCCUGCCGCCUCUCCCGGUGGGAUUCACUGGAUUCCCCAUGCUCAAGGAUCUAAAACUCAGCUUUGUCGAAUUCCUGGAGAACGGGGAGAGCCAACUGGAGGCGAUUCUUGUCGGGUCACCUUUGCUUGAAACCCUGAAUCUUCACUUUGUGGAUAUCCGUGGGAACGAUCCAUACUCAAAUGUGUGGGUGAUUCGCGGGGCCAACCUCCGGAGCCUAACGAUAAAUUCUGAUUUUGAGUAUGACUGGCAAGUUAAGGAGCUGCCAUACCUCGAUUAA
This is a messenger RNA of Triticum turgidum subsp. durum (durum wheat), 711 nucleotides long. Lineage: Eukaryota; Viridiplantae; Streptophyta; Magnoliopsida; Poales; Poaceae. The record is from the annotation of a GenBank genome assembly.